Molecule: messenger RNA, 213 nt
Organism: Hippopotamus amphibius kiboko
Lineage: Eukaryota; Metazoa; Chordata; Mammalia; Artiodactyla; Hippopotamidae
Gene: SMIM42
Product: small integral membrane protein 42
Exons: 1
Coding region: 1-213 (70 amino acids)
Source: RefSeq, a predicted model, not a curated record
AUGUCUUCCCCACAACUUCCAGCCUUCUUAUGGGACAAGGGUACACUCACCACUGCCGUAUCCGAUGCUGCUUACCUAGUAAAAGCUCUCUUCUUCUUUGUACUCCCGAUGACUCUGGUCACUCUACUCAUCCUGGUCUGGAAAGUUACCAAACACAAAGUCAACAAGGACAGAGAACCAGACCAAAGAAAGGAGGCGACACUGCUGGUGUGA